Limanda limanda (common dab) is the source of this 2556-nucleotide messenger RNA. Its product is annotated as extracellular calcium-sensing receptor-like. Gene Ontology annotation, molecular function: G protein-coupled receptor activity. Gene Ontology annotation, cellular component: membrane. The transcript has 6 exons. Gene Ontology annotation, biological process: G protein-coupled receptor signaling pathway. The coding region runs from base 1 to 2556 and encodes 851 amino acids. The record is from RefSeq and is a predicted model, not a curated record. NCBI's taxonomy places the organism in Eukaryota, Metazoa, Chordata, Actinopteri, Pleuronectiformes, Pleuronectidae.
AUGAGUGACUGCGUCCGUACAAUGUUGUUGUGUUUGAUUUUUAUGGGAGCCCUCGGAGCAGAGGAAGAUUGUGAGAUGUUGGGGAGCCCAGAGUUUCCUCUUUUAUCGAAGGCAGGAGAUCUCACUAUCGGCGGGGCUUUCUCCAUCCACAGUCAGAUCUCAAAUCCUCCACUCUCCUUGAGAGACGCUCCACAGCCUCUCAAAUGUUCGAGGAUAAACUUCAGAGAAUUUCAAUAUGCCCAAACUAUGAGUUUUGCCAUUGAGGAGAUCAACAACAGCAGCUCUCUACUGCCUAAUAUCUCAGUGGGUUAUAAGGUAUUCGACAACUGCGGUUCAACGCUGCCCUCAACUCGUGCAGUGAUGGGUCUGAUGAAUGGGGAGGAGAGGACUUUGGGAAAAAGCUGCUCCAGCCAGUCAUCUGUUCAGGCCAUCAUCGGAGCCUCUGAGUCCUCCUUGACUAUCGUGAUGCUACAAAUUGCUGGGAUUUUCCAAAUACCAGUGAUCAGCCACUUUGCCACAUGUGCUUGUCUGAGUAACAGAAAGGAGUUCCCGUCCUUUUUCCGCACCAUCCCCAGUGACUACUUCCAGAGCAGAGCCCUGGCCCAACUGGUGAAGCACCUUGGCUGGACGUGGGUUGGGGCCAUUAGAAGUGACAACGACUAUGGUAACAAUGGCAUGGCGACGUUUAUCGCAGCUGCAAGUCAGGAAGGGGUUUGUGUUGAGUACUCUGAGGUCAUAUCGAGAACGGACCCCAGUGAGCAGGUUGCCAGGGUGGCCAGAAUCAUCCGUGGCGGCAGUGCAAGAGUGUUGGUUGCUUUUAUCGCCCAAAUUGAGAUGGGGAUCUUACUUGAGGAAGCUGUGAAGCAGAACAUGACCGGGCUGCAGUGGGUGGGCAGUGAAUCCUGGAUCACAGCAGGUCAUUUGGCCAAUGAGAGGUACUCUGCCAUCCUGACAGGGUCUCUGGGCUUCACCAUUAAAACUGCAAAGAUCACAGGCCUGAGAGAGUUUCUUCUGAAAGUUCACCCACGUCAGGACCCUCGGAAUAAUCUUCUGAGAGAAUUCUGGGAAGCAACCUUCGGCUGCAGUGUCCAAUCCAGUCUGCAGGGUCAGACCCAGUGCUCUGGCUCUGAGACAUUAGAGGAUGUAGACAAUCCUUUCACAGAUGUGUCAGAGCUGAGGAUAUCUAACAACAUCUAUAAGGCCGUGUACGCUGUGGCUCAUGCUUUGCAUAACAUGUUAAAUUGUGGACUCGGUGGUGAAGCGGUGAACCAGACGAGCACAUGGAAAGAUAAUUUAGACCCAAAACAGGUUGUCAAACAUCUUCAACAUGUGAACUUCACUCUUCAGUCUGGAGAAAGAGUGUAUUUUGAUGGGAAUGGAGACCCUUCUGCAACAUACGAGCUGGUGAACUGGCAGAGAAACCAGGCGGGAGAUACUGUGUUUGUGGCUGUGGGGAGCUACGAUGCAUCACUACCAAAUGGAGAACAGUUCACCAUGAAUGGAUUGAACAUUACGUGGGCAGCUGAAUCCCUCAAGAGGCCUCGGUCUGUUUGCAGUGAGAGUUGUCUGCCAGGUUUCCGACAGGCUGUGAUUAAAGGUAAACCCAUCUGCUGUUUCUCCUGCAUCGCCUGUGCUGCUGGAGAAAUCAGCAACUCCAACAAUUCUGCGGAGUGUUCACGGUGUCCGCUGGAGUUCUGGUCUAAUGAGGACCGCAGCCAGUGUGUUCCAAAGGUGAUCGAGUUCCUGUCUUAUGGAGAAACCAUGGGGGUCCUCCUCACCGCCUUGUCAUUAUUCGGAGCAAGUUUAACUCUAGUGGUGUCGGGUGUUUUCUUUCGGUUUCGUCACACACCUCUUGUCAAGGCCAGUAAUGCUGAGCUGAGCUUCCUACUGCUCUUCUCCCUGACUCUGUGCUUCCUGUGCUCUCUGACCUUCCUCGGCCGGCCCUCUGAAUGGUCCUGCAUGCUGCGACACACAGCUUUCGGCAUCACCUUCGCCCUGUGCAUGUCAUGUAUCUUGGCUAAAACCAUAGCAGUGGUGGUGGCCUUUAAGGCCACAAGGCCUGCUAACACUGUUCUCCAGUGUUCGGCCCCGCUUCAGAGAACCAGCGUUCUCAGCUGUACGUCACUGCAGGUCCUGAUUUGUGUACUGUGGUUAACGCUUGCCCCGCCAUUCCCCUACAAAAAUACCGCCCACGUCACUGAAAGGAUCAUUCUGGAGUGUGACCUGGGUUCACCGAUAGGCUUCUGGGCUGUGCUGGGCUACAUAGGACUCCUGGCUGUGCUGUGCCUCAUCCUUGCUUUUCUGGCUCGAAAGCUGCCCGAUAAUUUCAAUGAGGCUAAGUUCAUCACUUUCAGCAUGUUGAUAUUCUGUGCAGUCUGGGUCACUUUCAUCCCAGCUUACGUCAGCUCUCCUGGGAAGUUCACUGUGGCUGUGGAGAUCUUUGCUAUUCUGGCCUCCAGCUUUGGUUUGCUUUUCUGUAUAUAUGCUCCAAAAUGUUACAUUUUAAUACUGAAACCAGAGAGGAACACUAAAAAACAUAUGAUGGGAAAAACAUGA